Molecule: messenger RNA, 375 nt
Organism: Closterium sp. NIES-65
Lineage: Eukaryota; Viridiplantae; Streptophyta; Zygnematophyceae; Desmidiales; Closteriaceae
Source: the annotation of a GenBank genome assembly
AUGUGCCCUAUCGCACUGGAGGAACAGUUGCAGGUCAUCGACCCAGACCUCAAAGUCAACGGCACGGCCCUCAGCAUCAAAAGUAAGGACACUGGGGGUAGCCAUGACUGCAGUGGCCGAGUAGGGAGUGAGCUCACCAGUCCGAGGAAGGAGGGCCGGGGAGCACCGGUGGUGGCGACGGGGCCGCUGGUGGCGGCGGGGCCGCAGGUGGCGGCUGCGUGGCCGCAUGUGGCGGCGGCGGGGCCGCAGGUGGUGGCGACGGGGCCGCUGGUGGCGGCGACGGGGCCGCAGGUGGCGGCGACGGGGCCGCAGGUGGCGGCGACGGGGCCGCAGGUGGUGGUGACGGGGCCGCAGGUGGCGACGACGGGGCCGUAG